AUGUUACCUGUUCAAAUUUUGAAAGAACAAGCUCAAGAGGAGCGAGGAGACAGUGCUCGUCUUUCCUCCUUCGUUGGAGCGAUCGCCAUUGGUGAUUUGGUAAAAUCGACUUUGGGUCCUAAGGGAAUGGAUAAAAUUCUAAUCAGUGGAAUGGAUGGUGCUGGCAUUAAUGUCACCAAUGAUGGAGCCACGAUUUUGAAAUCUAUUGGAGUUGACAACCCAGCUGCUAAAGUCCUAGUUGAUAUGUCCAUGGCUCAAGACAAUGAAGUUGGAGACGGUACCACAUCAGUUACUGUUUUAGCCGCUGAGCUGUUGAAAGAGGCUGAGAAACUCGUCAACCAAAGAAUUCAUCCCCAAACUAUCAUUUCUGGAUAUAGAAGAGCUUUGAAAAUCGCUCAAGAAGCAUUGAAAAAGUCGAGCAAUCCUUCAGGCUCCAACUUGAGAGAGGAUUUAUUAAAGAUUGCUAAAACCACCUUGGGAUCCAAGAUUCUUAGCCAGCACAAUGAUCAUUUUGCUGCCCUAGCCGUUGAUGCGGUCCUUCGUUUGAAGGGUUCUGGAAAUUUGGAUGCUAUUCAAAUUAUCAAAAAGUUGGGAGGAGCCAUGAAUGAAUCUUAUUUAGAUGAUGGAUUCUUAUUGGAGAAACUUCCUGGUAUGUAUCAGCCCAAGAGAGUUGAGAAGGCUAAGAUUCUCAUCGCUAACACUCCUAUGGAUACUGACAAGGUUAAAGUGUUCGGCUCUCGCGUCCGUGUUGACUCUGUCGCCAAGGUUGCCGAGUUGGAAGCCGCUGAGAAGUUGAAGAUGAAGGAAAAGGUAGACAAAAUCCUCAGCCAUCAAGCCAACGUAUUCAUUAAUCGCCAACUUAUCUAUAACUACCCUGAGCAAUUGUUUGCCGAUGCCAAUGUGAUGGCAAUCGAGCAUGCUGACUUUGAAGGAAUUGAACGUCUUGCUCUUGUUUUGGGAGGAGAAAUUGUGUCGACUUUUGACACACCUGAAAACGUCAAGUUUGGAUCUUGUGAUCUCAUCGAACAGGUUAUGAUUGGAGAAGACAAACUACUCCGUUUCAGUGGAGUCCCAUUAGGAGAAGCCUGUUCAAUUGUUCUCAGAGGUGCCACUCAACAAAUCUUAGAAGAGGCUGAACGUUCACUUCAUGAUGCUCUUUGCGUUCUUGUGACUCAUGUCAAGGAUUCUAAGACCGUUGCGGGAGCUGGAGCUUCUGAAGUUCUUAUGAGCAGUGCUAUAACCGUUGAAGCUCAAAAGGUUGCUGGUAAAGAGGCUCUUGCCGUAGAAGCUUUUGCUCGCGCUCUACUCCAACUCCCAACAACCAUAUGUGAUAAUGCUGGUCUUGAUAGUGCUGAAUUGGUAACACAAUUAAGAGCCGAGCAUGCCAAUGGAAACCACGCUUGUGGAAUUGAUAUUGAAAACGGCGAAGUCACCGACGUUAUCAAGCUUGGUAUUAUUGAAUCUUUCAACGUGAAGUUGUGUAUGGUUUCUGCCGCGGCUGAAGCUGCUGAGCAAAUCUUGAGAGUUGAUGAUAUCAUCAAAUGCGCUCCUCGUGCUCGACCUGCUGACCACAGACCUUGUUAA
This is a messenger RNA of Auanema sp. JU1783, 1584 nucleotides long. The record is from the annotation of a GenBank genome assembly. NCBI's taxonomy places the organism in Eukaryota, Metazoa, Nematoda, Chromadorea, Rhabditida, Rhabditidae.